This is a messenger RNA of Anopheles gambiae (African malaria mosquito), 591 nucleotides long. RefSeq lists its product as uncharacterized. The transcript has 2 exons. Bases 1 to 591 code for a protein of 196 amino acids. NCBI's taxonomy places the organism in Eukaryota, Metazoa, Arthropoda, Insecta, Diptera, Culicidae. The record is from RefSeq and is a predicted model, not a curated record.
AUGAAUCCCGAAGGAAGUGCCCCCAUCGCGCCGAAGACGACUCCCCACGCGCCACCGGCACACAUCAAAGCGGAGCACGAAGAAAGGCAUGCGGUUUCAAAAAUCAGUUUUCCAGAUUUCGAUGUGGAUGAUGUGGACACCUGGUUCCUUUGCCUGGAAGCGGCUUUCAACGUUCAAUCGGACAAGCAGAAAUUCAAUACGGUCAUCGUGUCGCUCGGCAACCGAGCCAAAUACGUUUACACUGCCAUUGCAAAGUGUAACAAAAGUGAGAAUAACGAUCGUUACAUCACGAUGGAAAACGCCGUACUGGAGUAUUUUCAACCCUCGGAAAACCAGCGGCUAACCAACCUCCUUUCCGGUGUUUCGCUGGGCGACCACAAGCCCAGCAUGCUGCUCUCCGAGAUGCGAAGACUGGGCAGAGAAGGAUGCUCCGACAGCGUCCUUCUUAACAUCUGGCUUCGUGCACUACCCAACACAGUGCGGUCCAUCGUUUUCGCCUUGCCCACCGCUACACUCGACGAGCAGGCGAUCGUGGCUGACAAAAUCAUGGAGGCGCCACGCACGGAGAUUGCACCUCAGCAGCUAAAGUAA